AUGUCUUCAACAUUCAAAGUCCGCCCCGACAAACCUUUGCCAUUGGACAUCUCCUCUUACCCCAAGCUCUCGCUUGAACAGGCCGGGCAUCUGCGCCACUUCUACAACCUCAGCACGGCGAUAGAUGGCAACUGGCCGCAUAUGGGCUCCCAGGAGCCCGCGCAGGAGUUUCUAGAUGCGUACCGGUACCAGCUCGCGACCAUGGCCUACGCCUCGGGUCUGACCUACUACCACCGCAUGCCCGCUCUGCGCGGGCUAUUCAAGCCCCUGAUCCGCCGUCUGAUCCAUAAGAUGCUCCUGCGUGAUGUAUGGGGCUACUGGUAUCUCACCUCGCAAUCGGGGAUCAUGCUCGAUCCAGAACUGAAAGAGCUUCGCAAGCCCUGGGCGAACCCUGUGGAAGGUAGUCUUACCUUCCACUGGAAUCCGCUGUUCUGGGGAAUGGGUCCGGAAACAUUCGCCUAUGAUAAUCGGAGCCUCCAACGGGCGAUCAUUCAGGAGAUGGAGCGGAACAAAUGGGUGGGGGUUUGCUGCGAGCCGAACCUGGUUUUCGUGGCCUGCAAUCAAUUUCCUAUAAUUGCUAUGCAUCUCAAUGACUCACGGGACGGCACCAGAGUUACGGAUGAGGUCUUGGGAAAGUACAAAGACGCUCUCGAGAAGAAAGACAUGAUCUCUCAGAAUACCCUGUUUAAAGACUGGGUUAGUGUGAAACAGGGUUACACUGCAAUAGCGAGGAGUGUGGGCUUCACCGCAUGGGCUGCUGCAUUUAUGAAUACCUGGAACUCGGACUUUGUUCGUGCCGGCUUCGACUGCCACGCGACUGGAUUCAUCACCAAUAUUGACGGAAAAGUCGAGCUUCAACACCCCAUGGUCGCAGGUGUUUACAGAGAAGCCGUGGCGAAGGAAAAUGUUUCCCAAACUUCCCGUUCGAAGAUACUGCGAAAGGCACGAGAUUUUUAUUUAGCAAACCGGGCCACUAUCAAUUUCCCCUACAACGAACCGACUUUCGGAUAUGUUGUCAAAUGGCUUUCAGAGCUCGGUAAGACCACGGAGUUGGACGGAAUCCUUGCCUAUGCCGACGAACACCUUCAGCCGACCUGGGAAAAGGGUGGGCUAUAUUACCCGCGGAAUGAUGUAGCAACCGAUGAGCACGGCCACUGGACACAUAUGGAUCCUUUCUCUGGUAACGCGGCGAUUGGCUACUCGCGCCUGAAUGUUGAGAACGGAAUGAAGAAAAUGUAUGACUCGCCAUGGACCAAAGACACCCUGGCCAGCCGCCCGCAUGUUGAUGGUUUGGAUCUAUCACAAGGGGUGGAUUGUUUGCGAGGCGUGUGGGAUGAGAGCCGGAGUGCCCUGGUUGUGACUGUGCGUGAAUGGGCGGGUCAAGGAGCCAGUAUUAGCUUCAAGGUCACCAACCUUCCAACUGGUGUAUGGAUGCUUUAUACCUCAAAGCAGCCGAGCUCGGUUCAUGAGGUUGCGGAGAAAGCGGAAAUCUUUAUCCAUAAGACUCUCGAAGCAAAUGAGGAAGUGGACUUUGUACUCAUUAGGAACGAACAGUUUAGGCUAGAAUAA
Molecule: messenger RNA, 1569 nt
Organism: Aspergillus uvarum CBS 121591
Lineage: Eukaryota; Fungi; Ascomycota; Eurotiomycetes; Eurotiales; Aspergillaceae
Exons: 4
Coding region: 1-1569 (522 amino acids)
Source: RefSeq, a predicted model, not a curated record